AUUUAUAUCCCACGUAGUUGUGCAAUAUUAGUGCAAAUCACACACCCACAAACAUACAUCCUUACUCCUAUAUAUCUAUGUUUCAUUAUUGAUCUAGCAAAAAUUAAGAAAGAAUAGUUGUCUCUCUAGUUAACAGCAAGAUAAUUAUAAUCGAAGGCGAUCGAUGGAGAAAUCUUCUAAGAAGAACCAGAAUUCCAACCUACCUUCUGAGGAGAAAUCUUCAAAUAGCUCUGAAAAUGUACUACUUUCUCAACAAACCAAACAGCUUAGUACUACUUCUGAUCUUGCUCAAGAGGUAAAUGACGUAAAACAAAAAGAUGUAGACGGAAAAGCAAAAUCAGAUCGGAAAGAGGAAUCCCCAUCACCUCCUUCGCCUCAACAACCAAAAGAACAGCCUGAGGGCAAAUCAUCGUUGGACCAAAAUGUCCCACAGUUGGAAAAUAGCUCUGCCGCCACAGCCACAACCACUCCGCAGAAGAUUGAGUUGCAGAAAAACUUGAUUGCCGAGCAGCCAGAAGAAAAUAAGGAUCCUGGAUCAGAACUCAAUGUGAACGAGACAUUGGCAUCCAACGAGACUAAGAAAGAUAUCCUUAACAGUCCAUCACCAAAGGACCAAAAGAUAAGUGAUGAAAAUACGACGACAAUUACUGUGAAGGCAAAUUCUACAGUUAACCAUGGAGAAGGCCAUCGGCGUUUUUAUGAACCGGGCCAACUUUAUGUCAUCGUGGAAAUUGACGAUACUACCAAUGGGGGGGCCACGGUCCCACUUUUACCUUUGCCUGGGGAUAGUGCAUCAAGAACCGUUCACAAACAGGAAGCAACUUGCAUACAGUGCUACGCGUUGGUAACAGAAGAGAGUGAAAUGUUGAAUAUCAAGUGUAAAUGUUCCGACACCUCUCUACUCCAUCUGGAUUGCAAGGAAGCAUGGCUUCAACUCAAAGGGGAUAAGUGUUCCCAUUGUGAUCAAAGGAUCAUAGUUAAGAGUGUGACGCUGCAGGCUUCCUUCUCUCCCCAACCCAAUACUGAUAAUUCUCAUGCCCCGGAACUAGAAGUUUCUACAUGGAAAAGGUCUUGGUGCUGUUGGCAGGCAAACUGAUGACGUGGAAUUAUUGAGUUAGAUUUUUCGAAUAUCUAUGUUUCGAGAUUUUUCCGAAAUUUCAUGAUUGAAGGGUAUAUUUGUCCUUUUCAAUAUUCCAUUGCCAAAUUUUAUUGAUCUUUGGUAAAAGUUUGGUAUUAAGUAUUGCCUACUGGUGUAUGAUUUGAUAUUUUCAAAACACAUACUUGAAGCUUGAUAAUGAUUUCUUUCUGUUUACUUUAAAUUUUAUAGCUGAAAUAAGAGAUUAAAUACUUUUUGUUGAA
Molecule: messenger RNA, 1359 nt
Organism: Salvia splendens (bonfire salvia)
Lineage: Eukaryota; Viridiplantae; Streptophyta; Magnoliopsida; Lamiales; Lamiaceae
Exons: 9
Coding region: 164-1096 (310 amino acids)
Source: RefSeq, a predicted model, not a curated record